Helianthus annuus (common sunflower) is the source of this 857-nucleotide messenger RNA. RefSeq names its product heavy metal-associated isoprenylated plant protein 26. Bases 117 to 581 code for a protein of 154 amino acids. The transcript has 2 exons. Gene Ontology annotation, molecular function: metal ion binding. Lineage: Eukaryota; Viridiplantae; Streptophyta; Magnoliopsida; Asterales; Asteraceae. The record is from RefSeq and is a predicted model, not a curated record.
UGCCCUUUCAAACCGUCUUGACAAAGUAAACAAAUAAAAAAAAUACAAGUAUCAGUGAGAUUACUAUAUUGUCAGUAGAAAAUAUCUGAAUCUAGAGAAAGAAACAGAGAAAAGCCAUGGGAGCUCUGGAUCAUCUUUCUAACAUGUUCGAUUGCGGCAGUGGAAGCAACAGAAAGUACAAAAAACGCAAGCAGUUGCAGACCGUGGAGAUUAAAGUGAAGAUCGAUUGUGAUGGGUGCGAGAGGAAGGUGAGGAGAUCGGUCGAAGGCAUGAAGGGCGUGACAUCUGUAAGCGUGGAGCGAAAACAACACAAGCUUACAGUUGUGGGGUACGUUGAGCCACACAAAGUGUUGUCCCGUGUGGCUUAUCGGACCGGGAAGAAGGUUGAGCUUUGGCCUUAUGUGCCAUAUGAUAUCGUGGCCCACCCUUACGCACAAGGUGUGUAUGACAAAAAGGCGCCUGCGGGGUAUGUUCGAUACGUUGAAGAUCCGCACAAUCAACUGGCACGAGCUAGCUCGACUGAGGUUCGGUACACCACAGCUUUUAGUGAUGAAAAUCCGGCUGCGUGUUCUAUCAUGUGAUUGAUUUUUCUGGGGUCAAAAACGAAGGAAGAUGUUUAAAGACUAAAUAUAUAAAAUCGUAUGUAAGAAAUUAUGAGUGGAUAUGUUUAGUUGUCUGUUAAAAGAAAGUUUGGGUAAUGAAUUAGUUUAUUGUUUUUUAGUAUUACAACUAUAAAAAGAAGAAAAAAUGUUUGAUGUAUGGUGUUCUUUUUUUCUUUUAUCUUUCAUAUUUUAUAGCGGAUAGUUUCUUUGUAUGUACAUUUCUCAAGAUAAUGGAUGAUGUAUUUUAUGUCUAAA